GAAGAGCGAGCCCAGUGUUCCAAGAUUGUUCAUUAUGUUUUCCGAAGUUGAGAAGGAUAUUUAAUUUUUGUCGUAGAUCUUGCCUGUCAUUCUAUUAGAUUGAAUUCUUAAGUGUAUUUAUUAAACAUAUAGGAUAUUUUUUUAUACCUAAAGCUUGCAUGUAGUCAAGAUGUCAAUUUCACCAUGGGCACUACGUAGAGGUACUUCACCAGUUGACUGGUGUGAAGGAAAUUAUCUAAUAUCUCCCAUGAUAGCUGAAUUUGUUAAUACUGUAAGCAAUAUUCUUUUCUUUGUGUUUCCACCUCUGCUGACUGGUCUGUUUAGAGAGUAUGCUCAAUAUGUGAAUCGUGGUAUUUAUUUAAUCUGGGCUUUACUACUAACUGUAGGAUUGACUUCAGCUUAUUUUCAUGCUACUCUCAGUCUUGUUGGACAGUUGCUGGAUGAAGUUGCCAUUUUGUGGCUACUGAUGGCUGCUUUUGCCUUAUGGCUUCCUCGUCGGUACUUUGCUUUUGGCAUUAAAGAAAGAAAAACAUUUCAAAUUUGGAUGCUUGUUUUAUGUUGUGGAGCCACUUGUCUUGCCUGUCUUCAUCCAGUAUUAAAUGCAUUUGCUCUAAUGGGCCUUGGUAUACCAUCUACAGCCUUACUUAUAGCUGAAAUUCGGAGAUGCAGAAAUUUGAGAGUUGUGAAGCUGGGUUACAGAUGUGCAUGGGUUUGGAUUGCAGCUGUAAUAUGUUGGAUUAAUGAUCGUUUAUUCUGUGAGAUAUGGUCAAAGUUGAAUUUUCCAUACCUGCAUGGGGCUUGGCACAUUCUAAUUGCUAUUGCUGCUUACACUGCUUGUGUUUUAUUUGCUUAUUUUGAUGCUUGUGAUACAGUUCCUGAGCAACUUCCCGUCAUGCGAUUCUGGCCUUCGGACAGGUUUGAACUUGGUGUACCAUACAUUAUUCUUCGAAAUGCUCAUAAGGAUUCCCAAAAGAUCUGACCUUGCCUGACUAUUCUUUCGUCUUCCAAAUUCACAUUGAGCUUAAGAAGAACCUCAUAACCGGUGGUGUAAAACUUUUGACUGUGUAUAGUGUUAACAGAACUUACAUUUGUUAUAUUUAAAUAUAUAUUGUGUUACUAAUGCAUAAAAUUGUGUUUUGAACUAUCUGGAAUGAUGAACUUGCUGACAGGUGCAGCCCCUUUUUGAUACUGUAUGGAAGCUGAAAUUGAGUAAAAUGUUUUCUAUGAUGAACAGUAGAUGUGUCUUACCACCGUUUAUUUAUAUAUUUAACUUUGCUUUUGUUCCAAGUAAUAAAUUAGCUGACAGGUGCAGCUUUGUUUUGUGUGUUUAAUAGAAAUUAAGCAUAAAUAAAAAUAUCUUUUUCUGCUGAA
This is a messenger RNA of Stegodyphus dumicola, 1371 nucleotides long. RefSeq names its product alkaline ceramidase (gene bwa). Gene Ontology annotation, molecular function: hydrolase activity, acting on carbon-nitrogen (but not peptide) bonds, in linear amides. The record is from RefSeq and is a predicted model, not a curated record. Gene Ontology annotation, biological process: ceramide catabolic process. Gene Ontology annotation, cellular component: membrane. Lineage: Eukaryota; Metazoa; Arthropoda; Arachnida; Araneae; Eresidae.